Dermatophagoides farinae (American house dust mite) is the source of this 1024-nucleotide messenger RNA. NCBI's taxonomy places the organism in Eukaryota, Metazoa, Arthropoda, Arachnida, Sarcoptiformes, Pyroglyphidae. The record is from RefSeq and is a predicted model, not a curated record.
UCAUCACAUUGUCUGUUUGAGGUGGUUGCUUAUCAUAUAGGUUUUUGAUUGAUUAAUCGAUCAGAACGAAAAAAAAGAAAGAAGUUUCCAGAUUAUUUUUUUUUUUAAAAAAAGGUAUAUGACGUGUUUCUUUGUGAGAGAAUUAAAUGUUAAACAGUGGUUGAUAUUUUUAUUUUUAUUUUUGUAUAUAGAAAAACAGACAUCAUCCACGACAUUCCAUUCUGCAGCCGCAUUCUAUUCAUUCAUUCAUUCGAAAUUAUUAUUAUUAAUUGAUUGAUGAUGAUGAAAGGAAAUCUUAUCAAAUUAUUUUUAGUAAUCAUUUCGUUUACAUUCACACAUGAAUGUAUUGCACAAUCUCCAGCAGCAGAUGAUACGAAACCAAAAGGACCGAAAGCAACGGAUAUUGUUACAUUCGACAUAACUAUUGGUGGUGAAUCGGCAGGUAAAAUACGUAUCGGUCUUUUUGGUAAAACCGUACCGAAAACUGCAGAAAAUUUUAAACAACUUUGUAUUAAACAUCAGACUGAGAAUAUUGAUGAUGGCAAAUCACUUGUCGGCUAUAAAGGUAGCAUAUUUCAUCGUGUAAUUGCCGAUUUUAUGAUACAAGGUGGAGAUUUUACACGCGGUGAUGGUACCGGUGGUCGUAGUAUUUAUGGUGAAAAAUUUCCGGAUGAAAAUUUCAAAUUAAAACAUUAUGGUGCCGGUUGGUUAUCAAUGGCCAAUGCUGGUAAAGAUACGAAUGGAUCACAAUUUUUUAUAACAUGUAAAAAAACACCAUGGUUAGAUGGCCGUCAUGUUGUAUUUGGCAAAGUAUUGGAAGGAAUGUCUGUGGUGAGAAAAAUUGAAAAAUUGGAAACCAAUCCACAAGAUCGUCCACAAAAAGAAGUGAAAAUUGCCGAUUGUACCGUGGAGACAUUGGCUGAACCGAUUUCGGUUUCACGUGAUGAUGCAACUGAUUGAAUGAUGAAUUUUUAAUUUCUAAAAGUUUUCGGAACAACAAUCAAUUCAAAUGUCUUUAAAUUAA